AUGGCGACCCUUCCCAUUGUUCAAUACGAAGAAAAGAUAAUCGAAACAGUUGAUAACAACUCCAUCGUCGUCAUCAUCGGCGAGACAGGUUCCGGCAAGAGCACUCAACUCUCUCAAAUGCUCCACCGCCACGGUUACUCCAAAAUUGCCGUCACUCAGCCGCGUCGUGUCGCCGCGGUCUCCGUCUCCAGACGAGUUGCUCAAGAGCUCGGUGUUCAGCUCGGAGAGGAAGUAGGUUACGCCAUUCGAUUUGAAGAUAGAACUUCUCGCAACACACGCAUCAAGUAUUUAACUGAUGGUGUUCUUCUCCGAGAAAGUCUAGCCGAUCCGGAACUAAAUGAUUAUUCUGUUAUCAUAUUGGAUGAAGCUCAUGAACGGAGUUUGAACACAGAUAUAUUGAUGGGACUCAUGAAGCGUUUGGUUAAGCUUCGUACAUCUAAUCUCAAAGUGUUGAUCACUUCUGCCACACUUGAUGGCGAUAAGGUGUCUAAGUUCUUCAGAGAUUGUCCUGUAUUGAACAUUCCUGGGAAGCUAUAUCCUGUUGAGGUUCUUUAUAGCAAGGAGCGUCCUGUGAAUUAUCUUGACACUGCUCUCAAAACAGCUCUUGAUAUACAUGUACGGCAACCGGAAGGGGAUAUUUUAAUAUUCAUGACUGGACAGGAUGACAUAGAGAAAUUGGUGUCUAAGCUGGAAGACGAAGUUCGGUCUCUCGACGAAGGUUCCUGCAUGGAUGCUAUUAUCUUUCCUCUACACGGUUCUUUGCCACCUGAAUUGCAGGUGCGUGUAUUUAAUCCUCCACCUCCAAAUUGCAGACGAAUUAUUGUUGCUACAAAUAUUGCUGAAACAUCUUUGACUGUUGAUGGUGUAGUGUAUGUUAUUGACUCUGGGUAUGUAAAGCAAAGGCAGUACAAUCCAUCUAGUAGGAUGUAUUCUCUUGAGGUUGUUCAAAUUAGCAAAGUGCAAGCUAAUCAGCGGGCAGGCAGAGCUGGACGAACACGACCAGGGAAAUGCUACCGCCUAUAUCCUUCCCAACUCUACCAUGAUGAGUUUUUAGAUGUUACAGUUCCUGAAAUUCAGAGAUCUUCUCUUGCCGGAAGUGUUCUUUACUUGAAGUCGUUGGACCUGCCUGAUAUUGACAUUCUCAAAUUUGAUUUUCUUGAUUCUCCUUCAUCUGAGUCCUUACAAGAUGCCUUGAAGCAAUUAUAUCUGAUUGAUGCUAUUGAUGAAAAUGGUGCAAUUACAAGUAUUGGACGAAAAAUGGCUGAGCUUCCAUUAGAACCGUCUCUGUCAAGAACUUUAAUGGAAGCAAACAAUUAUGGCUGCAUAACCGAGGCUUUGACCGUUGCUGCCAUGUUAUCCACUGAAACUGCAUUGCUACCAGGGCAGAGCAAGACUGAGAAAAAGAGGAAACGUCCAUUAUCUAACCUUCCUGAUGGCUUUGGCUUGGGUGACCACAUUCAAUUACUGCAGAUAUAUGAGCGCUGGCAUCAAACUGAUUAUGACAUUGGUUGGUGCAAAGACCAUGGCUUGCAGGUGCGGGGAAUGACAUUUGCCAGAGAUGUUCGUAAGCAGUUAUCACAAAUACUGCAGAAAAUUGCCAAAGAACCAUUGGAUAUAAAGGAAAAUCGGAAAGGGGAAGAGUACCGGCGAGAUUAUCGAAAUUUGAGGAAGGCUUUAUGUGUAGGCUAUGCAAAUCAGCUGGCUGAAAGAAAGAUGCAUCAUAAUGGUUAUCGAACUCUAGGUUUCCGAGGCCAAAUAGUCCAGGUGCAUCCGUCAUCUGCAUUGAGUUCUGAUGAACUGGGGAAGUUUCCUGACUAUGUUGUGUACCAUGAGCUAAUUGCCACACCUAGGCCGUACAUGAGAAAUGUGUGUUCUGUUGAGAUGAAAUGGGUUAUACCCAUCAUUAACAAGCUUAAUACCUUAAAUGUGUACAAAUUAAGUGGUGGUGGUAUGGAUCAUGUUGAGGAAGAAUCUAGGAUUCCAGAUUUGCCCAAGAAGAAUGUUGAAGUUUCUGCUGCUGCAGAUGAUAAUGAAAGUAGAAUCCAAGCUGCCAGAGAACGAUUUCUUGCUCGGAAAGCCAAUAAGUAA
Lathyrus sativus (Indian pea) is the source of this 2088-nucleotide messenger RNA. Lineage: Eukaryota; Viridiplantae; Streptophyta; Magnoliopsida; Fabales; Fabaceae. The record is from the annotation of a GenBank genome assembly.